This is a messenger RNA of Oikopleura dioica, 7044 nucleotides long. The record is from the annotation of a GenBank genome assembly. Lineage: Eukaryota; Metazoa; Chordata; Appendicularia; Copelata; Oikopleuridae.
AUGGACGAAGUUAACUUUGGGAGAGAGGAUCGAACUGCGGAACCGAAUAAUGAAGCAUGCUUCAUCACUGCUUUUAGUCAGCCUCUUGCACGUCUGUCUGUGUACUCCUGUCACUUAGCCCUAAGUGACACCGGCAACAAUGGGGAAUCCAAGUUGAUAGCUGCAUCUUUCAACGAUGGAGUCUCCAAGUUUAUGCUCAAAGUCUUCUCUAAAACGUCGCUUGUCUCCCAAAACGCUAUUCUCGGGCUCCCAUCUGCGGUUACGAGCUUCAACAUCAGUAAAGGUGUGACGGCGGUUGGUGUAGCGGCCGGUGCUGCUAUUUUCAUCUACAAGAACAUGCGCGCCUUUUUCAAGUACACACUGCCAGAGCUAGAGCUCAACCAAAUCGAAAAAGAAGCUUGGAUCCAUUCGCGGGAAGAGAAUUUCGAUUUCGAAAAUCUCGCUGAUGUUCUUACCACUCUUCGUUACCAACAAGGAAUUCCUCUUUCUCAGCGAUCUCGGAUUUUCCUCAACUUACCCAAUGCCGAUGAAAGAGCCGCAUAUGCCAGAGCUAAUCACCAAAAACCUCUUACCAGAGUUUCAAACAUCGUCGCGAUGAGUGCAAUGAAGAAAAGCGUUCCAGACGAAACUGGAGUAUCAUGCUUGAUCGUUGCCACCGAAGAUGCCGAACUUCAGAUAAUGGAUUGCGCGGCCUUUACGGUACUUCGAAGAGUAGAGCUACCUUCAGUUCCUGUUUUUAUCGAACACGCAGGCCUGUUCGACGUUGAUUACAGAAUAUUUGUGAUUGCAAGGGAUGGAAUUUGCUACUCCUUUGACCGCGAUUCUGAGCCUCGUGUGUUGUUUACACUUUCCACUCAUGCCGUCGGCUUCGUCAAGAGCGCCUCUUAUCUUUUCGUCGCUUGUACAGACGAUACGCUUCAUAUAUACCACGAGGAUGGAAGAAUCAAGCAUAUGAGGCGAACAAAAGGACGGCCACUGGCAAUCUGUGGACUAGAUGUCAAAGAUAAAGGAAUCACAGGCGUGCUUGUUAGCACAGAUAAAAAUGUCAUCCAAAUUUUUAGGGACACUGAGCUUGUCGACGAAUUAGAGACGAACGAAAAUGUCGUUGCUGUUACGUUUGGUAGAUAUGACAGAGAAGACUCGACACUUGUCACAGUUACGGAAAACGGCGCGUUAGAGGUUUUCUUCGUCCGGCGAAAGGCGACUUUUCAGAAGAAGGAUAUCGCCAAAACAAGUCGCGAAGUCGGACUGGCAAUAAAAAUGCCCAAGAUGGAACAAGCUUACUUAGACCAAAUAGAUAUUGAGAAAAAGAACGUACAAUCGAUUAUGAAUAAUUUCCAAUACGACCUCUCAAAAUUGAGACUUAUGGCCGGAAGAGAAAUGCUGAAGAUCCAGAAUAAAGCACUCGCUCCCUCAACAGAUGUGUACGGAAUUUCCAUGACUAAUGAUUCUAUAGAGAAAGAUAUGAAGAAAAUUUUUGAGAGAAGCGUUAGAGUUAGGGCAAGAAGACUUUCAUGGUUUGGAAAUUCUAAAAACGAUGGAAAAAGUGGGCUCUUCGGAAAGAAUUUGAGAAAGCCUACAGACUUCGAGCGUGACACUAAAGAAGCCAUUGCUGACAUCGAAAAAUGCGUGGACGUCGUUGUCAACUCAAGAAUCGAGGAUGUCGUAGAAGCAGUGGACUCGUUAUCAAAUCGAAUUUGUAUCACUGCAGACAUGUCCGAUUGCAUCCGAUCUAUUCACCCCGAUAACGACAUCGCUGACGCUGCAGACCAGUGCCAUCAACGGCUUGGCGGCUAUGUGGAAGAGUUGAAUUCUAGUUCGGAGCUGCAUCGGCCUCUCAAAGCGUUCUGUGAUUCUGAAUUACUUAAAAGUGCAGAUGAAGAUACUUUCCGCUGUGCUACACUCUUGCUUCACGACUUUGAACAGUCUGGUAUCAACUUGCCAGAAGAAGAACGUCGGGCCUAUGUCUCCAUUCAUUCGGACAUCAUUGAGAAUCAGUCUUAUCUUGCCCAAAUGGCUCGACAACCAUCUGUUUUCGAUAAAGAGGCCAACAGUUCUCGAUUGAACGCUGCUUUACUGAGUUAUCGAGUGGCCGAAGAGCAUAAAAUGCAAGGUCGUAAUCUGAUGGUUCAAUACUCAUGGCUCAUGCGACAUCCAGAUCGAGACUUGCGACGCGAAUCUUAUCUCAGUUACUUGGGUUUCACAUAUUUUUCGCUAACAUGGAUUCGACUCCUAUUAAGCAUAAAUUUAUACUUUAUUUUACUUAUUGUGUACCCUCAACUAAGCUACUACAAAUUGGAUGACUUAACUGUUAAUAAUCAAGCUCUCUUCAGUAAUCGACGCAAAAUGGCACGCGCUCUAAAUUUCGACAGUUUUUCUCAUCGUGCUUUGAUGCUCUCUGCUCCGAAGGGGCCAGAAGAAGUCGGCUAUUUCCUGAGAAGCCUAUCUGACGAAAUGCGUCCUUUUCUAGAGAAUGAUCGCCGCCACAUUUCCCAGUUUAUAGACGACUCGUCCCCUCCUGGACCGUGGGAUAUAUACGCCGUUGCCAACUUACAAGCCACACAGGUUCCAAUGAAGCUCAAUUUCUACGACUGCAUUAAUGGAUUUUUCGAGUUAGCAGAGGCACUUUUUGGAAUUGUUUUUACGAAAGAGACCCCGAAAGAUGGGGAAGUCUGGCACCCAAGUGUUUUGAAAUACCGUGUAGCAUAUGGUGAAACUGAUUAUGGAACUAUUUACGUGGACCCAUUUACGCGGCAAGACAAACGAUGUAUGGACUGUCAUUUUACUGUUCGCUGCGGCAAACAGUUAUCGAAGACAUCUUACCAGAAUCCGAUCAUUGUCGUUUCAUUCUCCUGUCAAAAUCGUGGAGAAGCGUCUGAAAUCUCCCACGAUGAGUUGACAACAAUCUUUCACGAAAUGGGCCACGCAUUGCACUCAAUACUUGCACAGAGCACGUUAACUUUCAAAAUGCUUCGAGCUGGACAAAAAGUCGUCGCCAAGCGUGGCGCCAAAGAAAUCGCCUUCGGACUCCAGGCGAAGAAGGACAUGAUGAAGGGUAUUAACAAGCUUGCCGACGCUGUUGCUUGCACCAUGGGGCCAAAAGGCUCUACUGUUAUUAUUGAGAAGUCGUGGGGCGCUCCACAAAUCACGAAGGAUGGUGUUACCGUCGCAAAAAGCGUUGACCUACCCGAUAAAAUGGAGAACAUUGGUGCCCGACUUGUUCAGGACGUCGCCAACAAUACCAACGAUAAAGCCGGUGAUGGAACUACUGGAGCCACUGUCCUAGCACGUGCUAUCAUUGUUGAAGGAAUGGAGAGAAUCCAGAAAGGAGCCAACGGAACCGAUGUACGACGAGGAAUCCAGAAAGCGGUCAACAUCGUUGUCGACAACCUGCAAGAGAUCUCUAAGCCCGUUGAAACCUCGGAAGAAAUUGCACAGGUCGCUACUAUUUCCGCCAACGGAGAUACUGAAGUUGGCGAUUUGAUUGCUCGCGCUAUGGACAGAGUUGGUCGCCGAGGUGUCAUUACUGUGAAGGAUGGAAAGACUCUUGAAGACGAAUUGGAAGUCACCGAAGGUAUUAAAUUCGACCGAGGCUACAUCUCUCCCUACUUCAUGACCGAGCAGAAGGGACUGAAGUUGCAACCUCUUAUUCCUGCCCUUGAAUUUGCUGCAAAGAACCAGAAACCCCUCAUCAUCAUCGCCGAGGACGUCGAUUCUGAUGCCAUUGCUGCUCUCGUCUUGAAUCGCCUGAAAGGUGGCCUCAAAGUUGUCGCUGUUAAAGCUCCAGGCUUCGGUGACAAUAGAAAGAACACUCUGAAGGAUAUUGGCAUCGCGACUGGUGCCACUAUUUUCAACGAUGAAGCAUUUGCCCUCAAGCUCGAAGAUAUCAAGCCUUCUGACUUCGGUCAAGUCGGCGAGCUUGUCGUCACUAAGGAUGACACACUUAUGUUGAACGGAAACGGAUCUGCGGAUGCGAUUUCUCGGCGAUGCGAAGAAAUUGAUGAUGCAGUUGCCUCCUCGAACUCUGAAUACGAGAAAGAAAAGCUAGCAGAACGAAAGGCACGACUUUCUGGAGGUGUUGCUGUUCUCCGAAUCGGCGGCGCUUCCGAAGUCGAAGUUGGCGAAAAGAAGGACCGAGUUGAGGACGCUCUCUGCGCAACCCGUGCUGCUGUCGAAGAAGGCAUCGUCCCCGGUGGCGGAGUCGCUCUUCUCCGAUGCGUUCCACUUCUUCAGAAUGUCGACACUAAGAAUUCUGAUGAACAAAUCGGCGUAGAUGUUGUCAACCGAGCUAUCCGAAUCCCUGCUACAACUAUUGCCAACAACGCGGGCGUCGAAGGGCGCGCUAUUGUCGAAAAGAUCAUGGCUGGUGAACCUGGCUAUAAUGCUCACACUGGCGAAUUCAUCGACAUGAUCAAGGCCGGAGUUAUUGACCCAACAAAGGUUAUCAAGCAGGCUCUUAUCGAUGCGUCCGGCGUCGCCUCACUCUUAACAACUGCUGAAUGUGUGAUUACGGAGAAGAAAGAAGAAGGCGCUCCUGCUAACCCAAUGGCUGGUAUGGGAGGCAUGGGCGGUAUGGGUGGAAUGGGAGGCAUGAUAAUGUCGUUUUAUAUGGGUGGCGGAGGUGAAUAUCAGCCGCAGGGAACGGCCCCGUCGGGAUUUGCUUACGGGACGUUUCCACAGCCACCCAACCAGCCUGUGCAGGUGAUGGACGCUUCUGGUGGAUACAGUUCGGGGUCAGCAAAUGGAAUGUAUGACGCUCAGUGGCAGCUCGGUCGUUACGCGACUCAGAUGCCUAUGGGUGUCGUCCCAGGUACUCCAGCCGUGCCAACAAACUACCAAAUGGGCACACCUAUGGUCCAGACGCCCAAUAGGGGUGGCCACGGUGGAUCACAUCAACGAAAUCACUUCGGAGGGAACCAGCAGCAGUCACAGUACAAUAGAAACACUCCAGUCGGCCCGAAGCCUAUCAAAGCGACAGAAAUAAAGUCUUACUUAUACGCCUGGUGCACUCAGAAGAAAAUCAAACCAGAAUACACGUAUACGCCGAUCGGUCGCAGUCCGAAGGUUCGAUAUGUAUGCAACCUUGUUAUAACAGGAAUGGGCUACGAAGCGCAGCAAGAAGCACGGUCGAAACGCGAAGCGCAGACCCUUGCUGCUUGGGACUUUGUAGAUCAAAUGGUGGCGAAAGGUCUUAUAAAGAAAGCCGAGCUUCCGAUUAGGAACAUUCAGAUGGAAAGCGUAAAAAGCAACCACGAUGGAAAAGAAUCGGUUUCUUGCGAAGCGAAAAAGGAUGAAGCUGAUAUAAAUGGAGGGUGGAAUAUUGACAAUGCCCGUCAAAGACUAAAUCGCUUUUGUAUGUCGGAACGUAUCUCCUGCGACUUCGAAAACACUGUGGAGACCAUUCACGACGGGCAGAAAAUGACACACUCUAUUCUUAAACUCGACGUUAAACGGCUAGGACCCAAUCCUGUAGUAAUCCGUGCAAAGGCGUCAAACAAGAAACAAGCAAAUGCACAAUGCGCGGUUAUUGCUGUUCGGAAGCUAUUUUCGCUAGGCGUGAUCGAAAAACAUGGUGAAGUGCCCAAACGAUCGCGAGAAGGUCAAAUGGAAGUCGAGGCAGGCCCAGUGAGCUCAAAACACGGCGUGAAAAGAAAACUGGACGAGCCGUUGAACUUUGACGAGAAUGGAAAUUGGACGCUUGAGACUGCUCGAGCAAAACUUCAAGAUUAUUUUGCGUCGAUUGACAAGGAUCUAAGCUUUAACGAAAAAGAAGUUGGAACCAAUCAAGACAGACAGUAUCAAUAUUCCGUCUCGCUAGAAAUUAGUGGGAGGACUUUUGCAGCGGAAGCUAUCGCCACAAAUAAAAAGUCUGCCCAGAAAAAAUGCGCUUUAGACAUGGUUAUUCAACUUUACAAGGCAAAUUUAAUAGAUGGAAAUACUGGCAAACGAAUAAAACCGCGGCAAGGUCCCACCGCUGCCAAGAAAGUUAAAACGAGUACUGCUUACGUACACGGCGGACCUAAAAUCAUGCCAAUCGCUAGAAUUCUUAUACCAAACUGGGGAUCUGGUCGAACUACGCCUUUCGACGACAAACAUCUCAAAGUGAAGCUUGAUAUGCUUGAGCAAACUCAAGAGGAAAAACUUGCUGCCGGAGAUAGUUUGAUCGACGCAGAGACAAUGCUGAGAUCGACCUGUGAAAACAUGAGUGCUGCUAAAGCUGAAGAUGACAGACCGAUUCAAGAGGUCUUCAGAUCAGGUUGCUUUCCUAAGGGGACAAUGAUCAAGGGCGAUCGACAACUCACUUUGAUUAUUUUAACGACGCAGAAGCCUUCAAUAAAGACAAUGACAGAAGUAUACUGUUGUCUGAAAGAACACGCUCUCAUUGAAAAAUUUUCCAACAUCACCCAUGACUACGAAAAGGCAAAGAUAACGUUAGAACGUACCUUCCCGAAAUUCACCAUGAGUGUUGAUCUCUGUUUCACAUCGGAAAAAGUUGUUGAAACAUCCGCUGAUCCCGAUCCCGUUGACUGCCUCCCGGUCCGAGUGUGCUUCAAAUACUUGUCCGAGCUUCGCCACUCACAAUUUUUCCAGCAAUGCGCUCAUCCUAUGGUCAACGCUGUCCCCGUGGCUAGAAUUAUAAAGAGCUUGUUCCAAGAUGACGAAUCGUGGGGCCAAUUCUCUACCUGGACCUGUGACAUGCUCCUGCAAAAGACGAUGGAGUCAGCUAGGCAUCCUCUUACAGCAGGAGACUGUCUGCGACGUUUUUUCUCGGCUUUAUCAGUUGGCCUUGUUCUCAACAACGGGCACGGAAUUGCUGAUGUUACGAACGAGAACGCUAACCAAGUAGAUGACUUAAGCAGGCAAGAGAGAGAAGACAUUACUGGAAAAGCCCAGAUUGCUCUUAGGCUCAUUGCAUUUGGGUAUAUUCACAAGCUUCUCGAUAUUCCGAAGGUUUCGAAAGGUUCAAAAGGAGAGCCUAAAGUUGCCGGUGUCAAAGUUAUAACUGAGGAAACGUCUUCUGUUUCAGCGCCCGCGUCAAAGUAG